AUGGACUUUCACGAUGAUGAGAUUCUGGAUGUGGUUCCUCUAUCAGUUAUUCCCUAUGAGGCCCUUGAUUUGAACCAUCCCAUGGAUGCCUCAGCUUUUGCAUGCCCCAGUCAAGGAUAUUCUGUGAAGGGAGUCACUACUCCCCUGUCUAAAAUGUACCCCUCUCCGGAGGUUGCACAACAUAGUGAGAAGGAUGACGAUUCCUCCAGUUCUGAGAAGGACAUGGCUGCUGAAGGUUUGUGCUCUCUAGGGCAAACUGUGUCUGGUAAAGGAAAAUAUGUGGCAUCUAAAACUGCCAAUGCUUCCCAUUCUGAGAAGCAUUAUGUUGCAAACGAUGUGAUUGACCUAGAGGAUGAUAGGUCUGAUGACCAAGAGGAUAACUUACUUCAUCACUUAAAGCCAAGUGUGGCUAAGUGUAUGAAGACUCGAAAAGGAAGAUCUGUGGCUGAACAGAUGUCAUCUAAAAUAGCUAAGAAGAAUGCUGGUGUUGGUCUUUCCAAAUCAUGGAGCAAGGUUGAAGUGAAGAAGAGGAAGAAAACCACUGUGAGGAAGUCUCUUGGUAAAGUUGCUGAUGUGCAUUUGGAUAAUAUUUCUUUCCAUCUUGAGGAUGGAGCUUCCAAAUGGAAAUUUGUGAUUCAAAGAAGGGUGGCCGUGGAAAGGGAGUUAGGAAAGGAUGUUGUUGAAGUCCAGGAGGUCAUGGACCUGAUAAAGACUACUGGGUUGAUGAAGACUAUGGCUAGGUUCUCUCAGUGCUAUGAGGGUUUAGUUAAGGAAUUUAUUGUUAACAUUCUUGAGGAUAUUGCUAAUAAGAACAACAAGGAAUUUUGCAAAGUGUUUGUGAGAGGUAAGUGCAUCACUUUUUCUCCCAUUGUUAUUAACAAUUUUCUGGGAAGAAAAGUUAAGGGUGCAGGUGAAUUGGAAGCUACAGACAAUGAGGUCUGUAGAGAAAUUACAGCUAGACAGGUAAAAGGAUGGCAUAUUAAGAAGCAUCUUCCUGCUGGGAAGUUAACUGUCAAGUAUGCUAUAUUGCAUAAAAUAGGAGCUGUAAAUUGGAUUUAUGUUUGA
Messenger RNA from Lathyrus oleraceus (garden pea), 1065 nucleotides. RefSeq lists its product as uncharacterized. Lineage: Eukaryota; Viridiplantae; Streptophyta; Magnoliopsida; Fabales; Fabaceae. The record is from RefSeq and is a predicted model, not a curated record. The transcript is spliced from 4 exons. Bases 1 to 1065 code for a protein of 354 amino acids.